AGUGUGAAGUGGCACCGAACCAUAACAUGCAUGAUUGUCAUCUAAUAAAACGUAUUAAUUGACGUUAUUACCCCUCAUAGCGUCCUAGCCGUUACAUACGCCGAGAACUCCCAUUGAUCCAAUUGACUCAUCCGUCAUUUUAAAACCAAGUAAUGGCAUUUCAGUAACUCCACACAUUCGUUCUCCUCCUUCUUCCUUGUAGUUAUUCCUCACUCCACUGCAAACAAAAAAAGCAACAGUCAUUUCUCUAAAUUCCAAUUCCAAACUCACACACACCGAACUCGACUAACGGAACUAUCUCUCUCUCUCUCUCUCUCUAGGGUUAGGGUUUAGUUUCUUGAUGGCUUCGUCUUCCUCCGAUCCCGGCAAGUCCGCGGAGACUUCAGAAGCCCUGGCGGCUGCGAACGAUCAACUUUUGCUGUACAGAGGAUUGAAGAAAGCGAAGAAAGAGAGAGGUUGUACUGCCAAAGAACGAAUCAGCAAAAUGCCUCCAUGUGCUGCUGGUAAACGCAGCUCCAUCUACCGCGGUGUCACCAGGCAUAGAUGGACUGGUCGUUAUGAAGCACAUCUUUGGGAUAAAAGUACAUGGAACCAAAAUCAGAAUAAGAAAGGAAAGCAAGUUUACUUGGGGGCAUAUGAUGAUGAGGAAGCAGCGGCUAGAGCGUAUGACCUUGCUGCUCUGAAAUAUUGGGGUCCUGGGACUCUCAUUAACUUCCCAGUGACUGAUUAUACAAGAGAUCUUGAAGAAAUGCAGAACGUUUCGAGAGAAGAAUACCUCGCGUCUUUGCGACGGAAGAGCAGUGGUUUUUCAAGAGGACUGUCAAAAUAUCGCGGACUAUCCAGUCGAUGGGAGCCAUCAUAUGGCCGAAUGGCUGGAUCUGAUUACUUCAGUAGUAUACAUUAUGGGGAUGAUUCAGCUGCGGAAAGUGAGUAUGUUAGUGGUUUCUGCAUAGAAAGAAAGAUUGAUUUAACAAAUCACAUCAAAUGGUGGGGAUCUAAUAAAAAUCGACAAUCUGAUGCUGGAACAAGAUUAUCAGAAGAAAAGAAACAUGGUUUUGCUGGAGAUAUCUACAGUGAACUUAAAACAUUGGAACAGAAAGUCCAACCAACAGAACCAUAUAAGAUGCCUGAGUUAGGACGGCUCCACAAUGAUAAAAAACAUAAAAGUUCUUCAAUGUCAGCCUUAAGUAUAUUGUCACAUUCUGCUGCUUACAAGAGCUUGCAAGAGAAAGUGACAAAGAAACCAGAAAAUAGCGCUGGUAAUGAUGAAAAUGAAAACAAAAAUACAGUCAAUGAGUUGGAUCAUGGGAAGGCAGUUGAGAAAUCAUCAAAUCAUGAAGGUGGCAAUGAUAGACUUGACAUUGCAAUGGGAAUGAGUGGGGCGUUGUCUCUUCAAAGAAAUGUUUACCCAUUGACACCAUUCUUGUCUGCACCACUGUUGACAGCAUACAACACUGUUGAUCCAUUGGUAGAUCCUGUUCUCUGGACAUCUCUCGUUCCUAUGCUUCCUGCCGGCCUUUCUCGUACAGCUGAGGUUACAAAGACUGAGACCGAUUCAACAUAUACCAUGUUUCAGCCAGAGGAGUGAUUGGACAUCUGAAUUUCUAAUUAUACAUAGCCAAGCGCCUGAAAGCUGAGCUUGUACCAAACAAACAACCGUAUAAAGGUCUAAACACUGAAGAGCUCAAGCAGAUGUUAAAUAAUGCCCCCAUGGCUUUUUUAAUAUCACAUUCACAUGGGUUGCAGAGGUGGAAGAAAAGCAAGUACCGCAGUUUUAUAUUUGUGAGAUAGAUACGUAGGAUGAUAGUACAAAUAUUUCCUUUUCAAGCCAGAUAUGUAUCAGUUGAUAUCUCUAUCAUGUAUAUGCAGUCAGCAUUAGACAAAUUUUGAUAUUAAGCGGAAUAUGCUGUACAGAAUAAGAGGUGGAAUGAAAUUAUGCAAGAACAUGGUCAUCAAUUGACUUGCAUAGAUAGAAAUUUUUUUUCUUUCUUUUUUUAAAGAGCUAAUACAGUAGUAUAUUUCAUCAA
Molecule: messenger RNA, 2027 nt
Organism: Cicer arietinum (chickpea)
Lineage: Eukaryota; Viridiplantae; Streptophyta; Magnoliopsida; Fabales; Fabaceae
Product: AP2-like ethylene-responsive transcription factor At2g41710
Biological process (GO): regulation of DNA-templated transcription
Molecular function (GO): DNA binding; DNA-binding transcription factor activity
Source: RefSeq, a predicted model, not a curated record